CGCAGCUCAACACGCCAGAGUCUGAAAAUUUUCAGUGUUGUGAUGAUGAAAUAAGAAAUUUUGCGUCUUGCUUUCAAGACAAGAAUAGAAGGAAUUGUUUGUGUGAAAUAGCAAUGGAUGUAGACAAUGACAUUGAUGGAAAACUGCUUCAGCAGUUUAGUUCCAUGGGAACAACAGACAGAGAAGUGCUGAUUUCAGAUUUUCAGAAGUUGCUGGGUCCAAAUCAGCUUACGCCAGCAGGAUGUGCAUUUUUCUUAGAUAUGAACAAUUGGAACCUUCAAGGUGCCAUUGGGUCCUACUUUGAAUAUGAUCAACCCAACGUUAAACUUCCCUCGAUGACGUUCAUCAUGGAUGUAACUGUCGGUGAAGGUGAGGCUGUCCCACCAGACACAACUUUCAUCAAAACCUGGAGGAUACAAAACACAGGAGACGAGCAGUGGCCGCCGGGCUGUAACCUGAUGCAUUGUUCUGGGGAGAACCUGAGUAAAGCUGAUCGUGUGAUGGUGGACGCACUACAGGCAGGACAGGUGUCUGAUGUUAGUAUACACAUGCACAGUCCCACAGAAACUGGAACCUACCCGAGUCAAUGGAGGAUGUCUACUCCAACCGGCAUGUACUUUGGAGACAUGAUCUGGGUGAUAAUAACUGUAGAGAAAGGAGGCGUCCUUGCAGUCACUCAGCAGCUCUCUAGUUUUGGUAGUGGAGCGUUUGCCCAGAGUCCAACAAAAGAUUGUCUACAAAACCCAUUUGCUUCACCACAGAAGUUGGAUAACUCACCUAUACCAUUGGCCUCCCCGAACUCCUCCAUAAUAGCACAACAAGGAAGCCCGGACAUGGCUCAAUUUAGUCCUAGUCCUGUACCAGGCAGGACAUGGUCUGGACCAGUCAUGGGACCGGAACCUAACCCGAUGGCUCGCUCUCUUUUUCAAAUGCAGGGUGAACAGAGCGGCGAUUCGUUAGACAUGGGUGACGACAUGUCCUAACACAGGGAUUGUGAGAGAGUGGCUGUUACGGAGGUGUGUCAUUGUGUAAGGCUGUGUGGGUGACUGUGUACAUAGUGUAAAUUAUACCGGAUCAUUAUCAUCCGUCAUAGGGUCAUGUAGCCAAUUCUGACUGAAAAAGUGGAUCUAUUUUUGUGUCUUGGAUAUAUUUAUUGAAUGUUGUGAUGCAAAAACAUAUAGUCCAUCAGUGUUUCCUGCUAGAAAAUAUUAAUGAUUGACAUCAGUAGUCACAACAUUGAGGUCUUCUCAAAAUCCAAACAUGGCAAUUGUCUUCAUAUUGAUAUACUGUUUUGUUCGUGUAGUUGAAAUAAUGUUCUGUAACAAAAUAUUUACGUACCCAAACUCUAAAAAGAAUUCUGUUGUACAGAGCAGGUCAUUACCAUGCCAAGACCACCUUUUAGAGUUCUGUUUGAUGGAAAAUACAACUUUAUACAGGCUUUCAUAGUGUAUUUACUCUAAUGAAAUCCUCAUCUAUUUGUCAACAGUAUGAUGAAGUUUAUGAAGUGAUCAGACCCAAGUGGUGAAAUAUCCAUGACACAAAUACUCCACUUUAACAGCUGUGUAACUUAAAAACAUGUUCAGAAACAUUUUGUCCCCCUCUUUUUCUGUUUCAGUGAAAUUAAGACUUUUCACUCAUUAUAUUGUACAUGUAUAUUAACCUGGUAACUGCACAUUACAGCAUUUUAAACAUAUUUUGAUUACUUAUGUGAUGAAUUGUAUAAAUCUAGGGCGUGGGCAUUGUUGUGGAUUCCGAUACUUACACAGAUGUUAAAAAGUGUGUAGCAUAUAUAUUAUCACUAUAUAUCGUAUACAAGAUAAAAAUUGUUUUUAGGUUGAUUUAACUAGGUUAUGUCUAGGAAAUGCAUUCAUCAGCAAGUGUUUAGCAUUUUAAUUACUAUAUAAGCAGCUGACUUGAUUGACAUUCCAAUCACAAAUAUAUAUUUCUCAACUAGAAGCAAGUUAAGAAAAAAAACAUUAAGAAAGGAUCUACAGGGGAAUGACUAAAGUAAAAACUCAGAAAAGAGUGCCAAAAAGGAAACUCAUUGUGAUCAAAGUUGUGUCAUAAAAAAUUGUAACAUAUAUAUUAUAGUUCAUGUCAAUUUUGGCCCCCAUUGACUGGCAAGCAUAUUUCUAUAUUAAGGGAAGUAACUCUAGCAGAUUAGAAUUUUAUCUGGCCGACUGGCGCAUGUCUCUUAGUAAUCCUCCGUUUGUACCAUGCUUUGCUGAAUGAUAAUUAUACCAAGCUGUCUAAACUGAUCAUGAUCACCAUUAGACCAUCAUUCCAUGGCUGGGAAAACAUUAUUUUUUUUACAAUGCGUGAGGUUAGUACUUUGAGCAACUUUACAAGUAAAUGAAAGUCUGAUGUUUAAUGACACUUGUGACUUUAUAAGGGGAUAUUCAUGGUUAUUCAUAUGCUAACAUAUCAGUUUUAAACUGUUGAAAUGAAAUAAAAAUUGGAAUUACUUUGAAAAUAAACGAUAUUACUUUGGACAUAAAUCUUGUGCUAGAGUUGUCUACCUUGUCUACUUUUUUUUUUUAUUAAAAAGUCUAAAUUUCCAUUGAUAAGAUGUUAGAGGUCUUAUAUUGUGAAGAAUUAUGUGAUAGCAUAUAAGUCUAUUUGUUUCUUGUAGGUGCUGGAUCAGAUCAUCAUAUGAAUACUAAAUUAGAGAUAUACUCAAUGUUAAGGCUGUAUGUUAUUGUUAACGCUAUAUUUAAAUUUGACCAACAGGUUGUAUAAAGGUUCUGGGUAAUCACCAUUCGUGUAGAAAAUUUAUCGCAGUGAUUUUUCUCCCCAUUUACAUAUCGAUACAUUUUUAUUGUUAAUUUAUAUUUCAUAUACUAUAUCUAUGAAUUGCUGAUUUUUUUAAUACUAUUUCUAGUUUUAUCUCCUUGUAGAAAAAUACUUUGUAUUAAAUUUGUUUAUAAGGAUAAGGAUGUGUUAAAAAAGUGAUAUGAAAGGAAUUAAAAAAUAUAAAGAGUAUGUUGCUGCCGCGAAAAGUACUAGUCUAAGAAUGAAAAAUAACUUGGUGAUUUUAUGACCUCAAAUGCAUGUUAUCUUGUUUAAAAAAAAAGAAUUUGCUGGUCAGAGUUUCAUCAUUAAUCUGGUAGACAUGUUCUUAUAAAGAAAAUUCAACUCAUUCCGAGCUUGUUGCGAUUGACAUUCUUAGUUUUCCCUAUUCUUCAAAUGCCCUGCACACUGGUUGGUACUCGGGCAUAGGCUCUUCUCCUUGACUGAAGUCUUAAAUUUCUUAAGUUCAUAAUUUACAAACAUACUCAAAAGUUUUCUGCAUUUUAGAAGGUUCCACAAUCUUUCAAAUCUGCCAAAAGUCCAGGGUGUUUAUUUUCAGUGAAACAAACCAAAGCCAAGAGUCCUAGUCAUGAUAUUUGGGCAGUAGCAUGCUAGGAUGAAGGGAGAUACCAAGUCUGUUCAAAUGGAUGACAUUGACCUACUUUCAACAUCACAGGGCUGAGAUGUGUUUAAUGUUGGUUUAAAAUACCGGGUAUCAAGUCCAAUUAUGUGUAUCGCACUUAAGUAAAAAUUCUUACCAAUAUUAUUUCAUUGCUAUGCUGGUCCCUACUUUUGAGCCCAUUUUAAGUGGUUUCCCUGGUCUUAUUACACAAUUUAUACAGUAGGUUAAUUUUGUCAAGAUUCAAUUUGAAUUAAAAUGUUCUUUAUAUCUAUCUGUAAGGAUAUUUUUGAUAUAUAGAUUUGGAUGAUUACCUGUUUUUCUAUGAUGUAUUGAUUCAUUAUAUUCUGAAGUUAAGCUUCCAGUUCUUAUGUGCUUUUACUUGGUAGAAUAUUUUGAAAUGAAAAUACAUAUAAUCUUACUCACUACAUACUUUAAAACUGUCUUCUAGUAAAUCCCAAGUUGUAGUUAAGCUAAAGAACAGAUACUAACAUCAAUGAAUUAGUCAUUCUUAGCACAUUUUCACAGUUGAUUGUUGUUAAUGCCAUUUUAGGAGAUACACACUUAAUAUUAUAAUUAUCUUGAUUCAGUUUGAAAGAAUGAUUUUAGGAAUGAUGCUUAAUGUUCCCAAAGCCAUGCAGUGCUACUGUAUUGAUCCUAAACUAAGCCAACUUGAGGACCAACAUCAUGUUGAAAGUCAAGAGACAAUGAAAGACAUUUGUUAGCAAUUCUAUGAUAUAUGGGUAUGUUUAAUAACUGCCAUGAGCUGCUGUUGGAUAAAUUCGGUAGAAGUUUGUACAGUGAACACAUAUUUAAAGUGCCAGUCACCUGAUUUGUAUGCGAUUGUGGCGACGUAGUUGACAUGUUUAUAUAGGACCUAUCCGGCAUGUUGUUAAUGCUGGUUGAAUCGUCUUCGUGUUGUACAGUUUAUUAUGGCCAUGAGACUUUAUUUAUGAAGGAUGAAAUGUGGCAUGCUGAAUGAAUGACAUAAGAAUGAAAAAUAAACCAUAAUGACAAUA
Messenger RNA from Pecten maximus, 4428 nucleotides. Its product is annotated as protein ILRUN-like. The transcript has 5 exons. Gene Ontology annotation, molecular function: ubiquitin binding. Gene Ontology annotation, biological process: macroautophagy. Lineage: Eukaryota; Metazoa; Mollusca; Bivalvia; Pectinida; Pectinidae. The coding region runs from base 114 to 983 and encodes 289 amino acids. The record is from RefSeq and is a predicted model, not a curated record. Gene Ontology annotation, cellular component: phagophore assembly site.